GCUGGCUGGCCGCCGCCGCGCGUUCCCCGGGUCGACCCGCCGUCGCGCCCUUGUGGCCGACGGCGCGCGCCCGCCCUCAACGAGAGCACCCCCGCGACGCCACCGCCGCGACACCAACAUAACAAUAUUCACAACGCAGGUGUAUGGCAUAUGUGCCUCCUCAUUUAAGACGCGCAGACUCUGGUCCCCCCGCCGAGGGGGGUCAGGGCGGUGCUCCGAACAACGGCGCACAGGGACGCGGAAACUAUGGCAACUACGGCGCGGGCGGCGGCGAGCCCCAACAACAACAGCAGCAGCAGCAGAACAACGGGCCGCCCCAGCGAGGCGGCGGCGGCGGCGGCUCCUUCUUCGAGCGCGACCAGCAGCGCCGCGAGCCGGCGCAGUUCCAGCAGAACUCGCGCUGGGCCGGCGGCGACGUUAGGGGCGGAGGCGACUACCGCGGCGGCGGCGGUGGAUAUGGAGGCGGCGGCUACGGCGGCGGCGGCCGCGACUUCGGUCGAGGAGGAGGUAGGGACUUCGGCGGCGGCGGCCGCGGCGGCCGCAAGAACGAGUUGGGCUUCUACGGCGACAUGCGCCCGAACGAGCGGCUCGAGAAGAACUUGUUCCCGGCGAAGGACCAGACGCAGGGCGGCGGCGGCAUCAACUUCAACAACUACGACAAGAUCCCCGUGGAGAUGUCGGGCGAGGACUGCCCCGAGCCCAUCGAGGGCUUUCCCCUCGAGGUGUUCGGUGACGCGCUAGCCACGAACUUACAACGGUGCCACUACACGAAGCCGACGCCGGUCCAGAAGUACGCCUUACCUGUUGGGUUGGCCGGUCGCGACAUGAUGGCCUGCGCGCAGACGGGGUCGGGCAAGACCGGUGGUUUUAUCUUCCCUGUGCUCGUCGCAUUAUGUAGAGACGGCGCGGCGCAGAUCGCCGAGGACAACGGUCGAGGCUCGCGUCGCUCGCGGGCCCAGCCGAACGCUCUGGUCUUGGCGCCUACUCGCGAGCUCGUCUCGCAGAUCUUUGAUGAAGCGCAAAAGUUCUGCUACUUGACGGGUGUCCGGCCGGUCGUGUGCUACGGCGGGGCGGAGACGCGCGGGCAGUUGCAGGAGCUCGAAAGAGGUUGCGAUUUGCUCGUGGCUACGCCUGGCCGCUUGGUCGACUUCCUCGAACGUGGUAGAGUGACCUUGGCGGCGUGCAAGUUCCUCGUGCUGGACGAGGCCGACCGCAUGCUUGAUAUGGGCUUCGAGCCCCAGAUUAGACGCAUCGUCGAGCAGGAGGACAUGCCCCAGACCGGCCAGCGCCAGACGUUCAUGUUUUCGGCGACGUUUCCCAGGGAGAUGCAGAUGAUGGCCGGCGACUUCCUGAACGAUUACGUGUUCUUGACCGUUGGGAGAGUGGGAGCUGCCUGUAAGGACGUGACGCAGUCCUUCCAGUUCGUCGACGGACGGGAUAAGCCCGAGGCGCUCAUGCGUUAUCUGUCGAACGUCGACCAGCACGGCCUCACGCUGGUCUUCGUCGAGACGAAGAGGGAUGCGGACUUCCUGGAGGACGUCUUAUGCAGGGAGGGCUUCCCCGCGUCGUCGAUUCACGGCGACAAGACGCAGAGAGAUCGAGAAAUGGCGCUCCGCGACUUCAAGAGCGGCCGCACGCCGAUUUUGGUCGGUACUGAUGUAGCUGCCAGAGGUUUAGAUAUUCCGAACGUGCUGCACGUCAUCAACUUCGACCUGCCGCGCCAGAUCUCGGACUACGUCCACCGCAUCGGCCGGACCGGCCGCGCGGGCAAUACGGGCUUCGCCAUGUCGUUCCUCUGCGACAAGAACCGCAACAUCGUGAGGGAGCUCAUCGACCUGCUCGUCGAGAACGGCCAGGACGUGCCGUCUUGGAUGGAGAACAUGUGCGCGUACAGCGGCGGCUUUGGGGGCGGCGGGCGCCGCGGCGGCGGCGGCGGCGGCGGCUACGGCGGCAAGGACGCGCGCCAGGGCAUGACGAAGCGCAUGGGCAACGCGGCCCACGGCGGCGGCGGGUUUGGUGGCGGCGGCGGCUCGCGCGGGCCGCCGGCGCGGGACAACUCGGCCUGGUGA
Messenger RNA from Pelagomonas calceolata, 2069 nucleotides. NCBI's taxonomy places the organism in Eukaryota, Pelagophyceae, Pelagomonadales, Pelagomonadaceae. The record is from the annotation of a GenBank genome assembly.